Molecule: messenger RNA, 1697 nt
Organism: Arachis stenosperma
Lineage: Eukaryota; Viridiplantae; Streptophyta; Magnoliopsida; Fabales; Fabaceae
Product: OVARIAN TUMOR DOMAIN-containing deubiquitinating enzyme 7
Exons: 12
Coding region: 150-1310 (386 amino acids)
Biological process (GO): protein deubiquitination
Molecular function (GO): cysteine-type deubiquitinase activity
Source: RefSeq, a predicted model, not a curated record
AAAGGACCCGACCGUUUACAAAAACAAAAACCCCAUAACAAUAUUUUGUACACAUUGCUUAAUUACUGGUUCCAGGGUUGGGUCUUGUUCGUACUCGCACCGGCAUCCCAAGCAAUUUCUGGUUUUUCGAUUCUGUACGAGGAGAGGAUAUGGUUAAGCCAAAACAACAGAGGAAGAUAUCCCACAAGAAACAACACCACCCGCAAAAUAAGAAGCCCGGGAAACCAGCUGAUACUUCACAAUUUCGGAGUCAGUUGGAUGCACUGGGCCUGCGCAUUGUUGACAUAACAGCAGAUGGUAAUUGUUUCUUCAGAGCCCUUGCUGAUCAGUUGGAAGGUAAUGAAGAGGGACAUCAAAAGUAUCGCAGCAUGGUGGUGAAACACAUAAUGGACAAUCGGGAAAUGUUUGAGCCCUUCAUUGAAGAUGAAGUCCCCUUUGAUGAAUAUUGCCAGACGAUGGAAAAUGAUGGUACAUGGGCUGGACAUAUGGAAUUGCAGGCAGCUUCUCUUGUGUUACAUAGUAAUAUAUGCAUUCACCGGAACAUGUCACCUCGUUGGUACGUAAGAAAUUUUGAUGAUUGUCGAGCUCGUAUGAUCCAUUUGUCUUAUCAUGAUGGGGAGCAUUAUAAUAGUGUGAGGUUGAAGGAUGAUCCUUGUGAUGGGCCUGCAAGGUCAAUUGUAAUUAAGGCUGAUGCUGAUCUUUCAGCGACAUCACAUCAAGCAAAAGUUACGGCUAACAAAGCCCAUGCGCAAGCUGGCAGGGAAUCAUUUCAGCCAGGUUCUAUAAAGUUGGUUAUGGCUGGAAGCGGAUGUGAAAACACUGAAAGAGUGGAACAGAUUCUAGAGCAGGUAAACGGAGACAUCGAUGCUGCAAUAGAGUUCCUAAUUGCAGAACAAGGAGAAGAAGAGUGGUCUACAAAGUGUGAUUCCUCUCCUAUUCAGGCUGAUGCCUAUGGUCAUGAUAAAAAUGAGAAUAGUGAACAACAAAAAGAUAAUAUAGUAGAGAACAGCAUAAAUGCCGAAUCAAGUAAAAGCUCCAGGAAGACCAAUGAACGUAGCACAUCUCAACAAAACGACAAGCAGAAGAUUUCUAGAAACAAAAUGUGCCCAUGUGGUUCAAAAAAGAAAUACAAAGCUUGUUGUGGAACAACCUUGGCUAGACAAUCUGCACGGUUUGUGGUUAACCAAGCAGCCGAAACUAGAAGGAGCAAAAGAGACAGCAAGCAGGGAAAGAAAGGGGUUUCGUCAAAAGCGGAUGUGUCCGGUGACUAUGAUUCGGUGACACCCGACAUGGGCGCACUUUGUAUUUGAGUUCAUUAUAAAUGUAAGACUCAUAUUGUGGAAUACACCACCUCUUCGUUGCUUCAAGAUAAUGGUUCGCGAGUUCUUGUCCGCUCCAGGUGUGGCUAAUUUCUUGUUCCCCCCGAGGAUUAAAAACUACAUCAGGUUUCCUUUUGACAGAGGCUAGUUUUGGACAGAAGGAUGGACAAUAGGUGGAAUAUUGUUAUAAAAGCAUUAUUUUCUUAUAAUGGAACAACAUGGAUGUUUUGAUCAAUUUUUAUAUUGUAAUAUCUUGUGUGAGAAUCAGUUUGGCCUAAAAUAUAAGGGUAACAAAAAUGAUCGAUAAUGAUUUAUACUAAUAAAGUUACAAAGUUGUUGGAAGACAACGAAAAUCAGUCUAAAAUUACUAUAUUUUGU